CAGCAGAAUCAGCAUGAACAAGAUGCUCCUGCUCCCGCACGAGGACCUCCACCGCCACCAGACAACAUUGUCCAUCUCACAGAAGGACGAGAACAGAAGAAAGAACCUCCAGUCGACACCGUCGACGUCUUAUCAAAUGCAAAAAUGUCUGGGUCUGGAAACUUGUGAUGCUGCGUGGCGUAAUAUCAUGAGGGGAUCACAAGUGCUGGCUCAGCAUGACAAGUUUCUGAGCUUCUAGGUGUUGCCUAUUCUGCGUGACAAACUGCGCUUCUGCAUGACAGAAAAGUGGCGCGCUUGGGUAACGUGCAUGACAGAUUUGGGAGUCAUGCCAGACAAGCAUGACAAACAUGCACUCUUCCAGACCCAGACAUUUUUACAUUUGAUACGUCUUUUCCGAUGGUGAAGAAAUGGUUCUCACGACAGGAGACAACGCGGAGCUCCUUGCCCAAGCUGGAGAUCAUGCGCUCUCGUCAAGCGGAGGUCCUCCCGCAGGUAGUGGCGCGACGGCGCGUCUGCAAGAGGAUAUUAGAAAUAUUGACAGGCCGAGCAGGACGGGUGGCGGAACAGGAAAAAUAAAUGCACUUCCCACCCGAAAGCAUGGCUACCAGGAGCAACAUGGUAGUACUUCGGGUGGGAACAAAAGAACGAAACAGUCAACAUCUCCUGGGUGGUCGUCCCCAGAGGCAGAAGAAGAUGUUGUACCAAAAAGACACUAUCUGAGUCCACCUCGAGAGGAUCAUGUUGACAGUGAUGCCGCGGGGAGGGCCUCUCCGGAUGAAAAACAUCAACAACGAGGAGCAAACGAGGAAAUUAUGGACGACCCCUUGUCAUCUUCUUUCGUCGAACUGCAGAAACAAAGGACGGCUGGUUAUCAAACGGAGCUCCAAAAAGCACAAGCCCGCGAAGCAGCCUGGCAGGCGCAACUCGCUGCUGCUCACGGCAUGACUACCUGUAAGCAUUUCACGUGUUACGGCACGGGCCAGCCGCAGCAUACAACAACCGCGAUAAAGUCCCGCUUUUACUCCAGCGUUGUGGCCUCCGGCACGCCCGCACAGGCGGGGUCCGCAGCGCAGCAGGUGCUGAAACCGGCCGCCAGCUAUUUACAGUAAAUUUCCUGUACACGACGUACAAAUGCGGUCUCUGCAUGGCAAAUCUAGGCUUCGAUCCUAGUUUAGCAUGACAAGUUUCACAGUCCAAAUCGGGGAAAUUUGUGAUGCAUCUUGUACAUGUACGGGAAAUUUGUAUUGCAUACCAGCCGGGAGCAAUACGCCUGGCGGUUGGACACGGAGGACGAAUGCAACGGCAGCGAGACCUAUGACCCUGCACAACUCCCCCUCCCCCUCAUUUGUCAUGCAAAAUGCCCGUAUUUACUCUUUGCCUCUUGGCACUGUUUGCAGGACAAGUUUUGGUAGCCCAAAUAGCACGACUAUAAUCCAGCGCAAAUUUCCGAUGCAAAACCAGCAUUCUUGCUGAUGCUUGUAUUGCCGGUCAACAUGCUAUACAAAUGAGGGGGAGGGGGAGUUGUGCGCUGUUAUAAGUCCGGACAGUACUUCAAAAAAAUCGGGUGCCAGGACGUGUGUUGCAACAUGGUCUACUGCAUUGCGGACGACGAAUGGAAGGUGUGGCCGUUUCAGAAAUUUCCAAACCUCCGCACCGCCCAGGCCGCAGUGGUGCAGGAAAAGGGUAAGGCCACGUAUUUCCAAUCCCCCAAUGCGCUGAAGCACCACGUCGUGCGGGCGCCCAAUUGCGUUGGCCCCGCGGACCACGUGGGCCGGAAGGUGUACGCGCGGGUCUCCGAGUGCCACCGGUAC
This is a messenger RNA of Amoebophrya sp. A120, 1811 nucleotides long. The record is from the annotation of a GenBank genome assembly. NCBI's taxonomy places the organism in Eukaryota, Dinophyceae, Syndiniales, Amoebophryaceae.